Asterias rubens (European starfish) is the source of this 6086-nucleotide messenger RNA. RefSeq names its product soluble guanylate cyclase 88E-like. Gene Ontology annotation, cellular component: guanylate cyclase complex, soluble. Lineage: Eukaryota; Metazoa; Echinodermata; Asteroidea; Forcipulatida; Asteriidae. Gene Ontology annotation, biological process: response to oxygen levels; nitric oxide-cGMP-mediated signaling; cGMP biosynthetic process. Gene Ontology annotation, molecular function: oxygen sensor activity; heme binding; guanylate cyclase activity. The record is from RefSeq and is a predicted model, not a curated record. Bases 1125 to 3713 code for a protein of 862 amino acids. The transcript is spliced from 14 exons.
AAGCUCUCGUGCAAAUCCGUAAACAUUUCCUUCUUAAAUUACAAUUGUCUUCUUCUUCUUUUCUUCUCUAGGCGCAUCAAAUCGAAACGUCCCUACCGUCGUCAAUUCAUAUACAGAGUAGGCAAUCUCAGAUGACUGAAGAAACGCUCCACCCUCCAGGCCGUUUGUUGUCUUAUCAUCCCGUAACUCCUCCCCAGAACAACCGAGCAUCUCUGAGAACGAAUUGAUCUUACAAACCCCCCUUGGUUAAACUCCGUAGGGAUAUGACAUCUGAUUCCAGGCACUAUGCGCAGUCGAGUUGUGACACAUAACCGAUAAUAGUCAAGGAGGUUUGUCGGUGUUCCUCAUUGGUGCAGCCAGAAGCAGAUCAUUUUGAGCACAGCAUAGACACCUACUAUACAUGUCGGUGUUCCUUAUUGGUGCAUAAGCCAGUGAAUCGUACCUACAUGUUAAUUGCAGAUACCUCACACAUGUCGUGUCAGGGUUCCUUGUUGGUGCAACCAUAAGACAGUGAAUCUUAACACACAGCGUGGGGACAUAGCUACACAGGUCGUAGUUCCGUAUUGAUGCAGCAGCGAGUCUUACAACACAACGUGGAGACUUAACUACGCAGGUUGUAGUUCCUUAUUGGUGCAACCACAGACAGUGAAUCUCAGAUACCGAACUACAGUAAUAUACUAUCUUCUCACCGUUGUUUGCCUCUAGCUACGCUUUCUUGCCUGCUAUGUGGAUUUGAACGUGUCUACGUGCUUUAUAAAGCGUUAGCCUUAAACAGGAAAUGAGCUAUUGAAAAACUUGAUGGUCGCUACAAACAUGUGCAAGAGUCCUAUACAGCCGGCAGUUUAACAGCGGACGUCAAGAAACAUUAUCUCAGGCUUCAAUAACAUUUGCGGAAGUACAAUUAUUAAUUUUUGUAAAGGAAACUAAGUUAUGAUUGGGAGACGACGAUGACGAUGUUGAACGUACAGUUAAAGAGCUGAUGUAGCGUGAAUUAUUGUUCAGCACCGCUGAUUGCACAUCAUUUUGUACUUGUACAAGUGAAAUUCUUAGUUGUUUUGUAAGAGAGUUUUACCGCGACAAAGCGGUUUUCCACUCUUUGAGGUUUCUAAGUUUUGAAACUCAUCAUGUACGGGCUUCUGAUUGAGAACACAAUAGAGUUUAUUAAAGAUAGGUAUGGGGAGGACGCAUGGCUGAUCAUCAGGGAGAAGUCUCGUAUCCACGAGUAUGCUUACGUCUCGCAUAGAAUGUACAGCGAGCGCAUCAUAGCCAGGCUAAGUCAGGCUGUGAGCGAAUACUCGGGAUGCACAGCCCAGGAGUUCAUGGAGGCGACUGGGAUCGAGUUUGUGAAGUUCCUCGGUAAAUAUGGCUACGAUCGUAUGCUACGCGUGCUCGGUCGUAGCAUGCGAGACUUUUUGAACGGUCUAGAUAACCUUCACGAGUAUCUUCGCUUCAGUUAUCCAAAGAUGAAACCUCCAAGUUUCUUUUGCACGGAUGAGAGCGCGACCGGUUUGACGCUUCACUAUCGCUCGAGGAGGACGGGUUAUUUACGGUAUGUCAAAGGUCAACUCAGACAGGUUGGGAAGCAAUUUUAUAAUCUGGAUGUGAACGUGGACGUGGUGUCCGAGGAGACGAGGGGGGACACGACUUAUGUUGUAUUCAAACUGGAAUUUGACAAUAAGGAGUUUGAGUCAAGGAGCAAGAAUGUCUCAACUAUGGGAGACGAAGCGGUUGUGCAAGCAAAUAUCUUCUUUGAUCUCUUCCCCUUUCACUUAGUGUUCGACAAGAAUAUGACGGUAAAAAAUGUUGGGAGGAGCCUACAAGCAAUAAUACCGGAUAUCGUGGGCAAAAACAUCACCAAUUCCUUUGAACUGAAAAGACCAAUGCUGAACUUUACCUUCGAUAAUAUUCGUGCACAUGAGAAUAAUGUGUUUGAGAUUGUGUCCAAGUCUAUGAUUGUGAGAACUAUGUCAACAAAUACACCCCACAUGAUACCAGAAGAUGAGGAAAUCCAACCUGUAUCCGACUUAACAAAUAUCCCUGAAGAUGACGAAGAAUAUAAAGAUAAGCGUAAGGUUAUAAAACGUGGACUGUCCGUUGGAAAAGUAAGCUCACUCAACGACAAGACGAUUACCAAAACAGAUUCGAGACACUCGUUAUGCGGUGAUGAUGCCAACGAAAUCAUUGCUGAGGACUUCCAUCCACGGAGACUGCGCUUGAAGGGUCAGAUGAAACACGUACCUGAAUGGGACGCCUAUAUAUUCCUUGCUACUCCUUUCAUGCCGAACUUAGACGCAAUGUUUCAAACAGGGUUGUACAUAAACGACCUGAGUAUGCACGACUCGAGCAGAGACCUCGUCUUAGCUGGUACUCAGCAGUCAGCGGAACUCAAGCUAGCUUUGGAUCAGGAGUUGCAAAAGAGUGCCCAGUUAGAACAGAGCAUGCGCAAACUUGACCAGGAGAUGAAACGUACAGACUCUCUGCUAUACCAGAUGAUACCCAAAGCUGUCGCUGAUAAACUAAGGAGAGGGGAACCAGCGACAAGCACAUGUGAGGUUUUUAAAGAUGUGACAAUCUUGUUCAGUGAUGUUGUUGGAUUUACUGAGAUCUGUUCACGUAUCGAGCCAAUGCAGGUUGUGGCCAUGCUUAACGGCAUGUACACCAAGUUUGACCAACUUAGCGAAGCGCAUGAAGUUUACAAGGUUGAGACUAUAGGCGAUGCAUACAUGAUCAUGUCAGGCGCACCAGUGAUGACAAAGUACCAUGCAGUCCGGGUAGCCGAGAUGGCUAUGGCGAUGAAGAGAGAUAUAAGCUUACUGCGUGACCCAUCCACUGGAACACCACUACAAAUACGCAUCGGUAUGCACUCAGGAAUGGUGGUUGCUGGUGUGGUCGGCCUGAAGAUGCCAAGGUAUUGCCUGUUUGGGGACACGGUGAAUACUGCGUCUCGAAUGGAGUCUACGGGACAAGCCAUGAGGAUACAUCUCAGUGAGGGCACACGGCAAUACUUACGGGAAUGGCCUUUCUAUAUCCUACAAGAACGGGCAGUGAAGUGUGAAGUCAAGGGGAAAGGAAUGAUGAAGACCUACUUCCUAAUGGGGAAGGAGGCGGUAGAUGAAUCCGAGUUGCCUUUCACUAUUCGUGGGUCUGCAGAAAACGCCUCCAGAAGCUCACUUAACUCGUCCAUGGAGUCACUCCGAAGUUUUUCAGGCGUAUUAACUGCUUCAAUGCCUCACCCCGACGUAAGCACAAUGAGUAGGGGUGGGGUGAUAGAUGGUGGACUACCACGCAGAGGUUCGCUUACCUACACCCCGGUGGGACUAGAGACCGACCGCUCAGUCACCCCGGUUAACCAAGUACAUAGCCCCAACACCUUAGAGGCACCCAAAUCACACUCCUCCAGGCUGAAAACAAACACCGCCCUCAAUGUCAACAACUCACGAGGAAGUUCUGACGUCAUCCACGAUAUACCGUCGUUCAAGAUAAAAGAGGACACGAAGGGCCCGAUCGAGGGUAAAGUGAAUAAUAAUUUAUUCGAAGGGGUUAGAAAACAUGACGCUACGGGAGUUGAGAUGAAAUCAGCCAAUGAGAUGGGCGGAGAGGGUGUGGACGACCUCAAGUCUAAUGUGAAAAGGGGAAACAUGUCGACGGACACCCAUGUAAGUGGUUCUAGCAACUCGAAUGUACCGCACAGUACAACGUGUGUUAUAAUCUAGCGGGGUAACAAUCAAAGCAUUCAAUAUACACCAUGAAAGUCCCCGUACGGGAAUUGAACAUAUUUUGGUAAAGUUGUUUACCUACGUACUUUGCUUCGACGUGUGUGAAUGACACGGAAAUGGCAGAUGGUGUAUAGCGAAUCUUCUAAAGUGUAAAAUUAUACAUGAGUGUGUGUGUGUGUGUGAACAACAGUGCCACAUUGUUAAGACCAUCCUAUAACUCGCAGUGCACACACACGCGCGUCUCCUGACCGCCACUUUGUUUGUCAAGACUUGCACAAAAAUAAUGGACUGCGCAAGAAGGCAAAAAAAUGAUAAGCCUCGCUACCAUGGGCAGCGCGCCGUAUCGAUACCUCUCGUCAUGAUCGAGCAAGGCAGGCUUAGCAAAAAAAAUGGCGUGGCGAGAUCGAUCACUCCUAGGAACGAGGUUGGAAAAUGAUAGACGCGCAUUGUUCGGAGGUGCGUAAACACUGGGACCAUCCUUUUUUGCACGUUUUGACACGAAAAAUGGCGGACACGAGACGCGCAUGUCUGUGGGCUACGCGUUGUUAAUAGUGUAUUUUGAAAGUCUUUUAAAAAUACUUUAUCAGAAUAAGGCAAACCUUAUUCUCGUAUUCACGGUCUACCGUAAUUUUAACUCUUCUUUAUAUUAUACACACUUGCGGUAAUUAAUAUCAGUUUGUAUGCAAUGCAAGUUUACAAUAUUAAAUUAUUGUUUGAAUGUGUACGCAUAUUACUUUUUUUUCAUAAAAGUAUCCGUCUGUUUGAACGGCCAUUUCGAACUGUAAAGAUAUAUGGGCUCUUUACCACCAUUUUUGUUAAUGUGUUAAAAUGGAAAAAAAAUUAAGUAUGUUGUACUCAGAAAUCAGAGGCUGAGAAGACUUUUCUGAGGUAGAAAUCCUUUAAGUAAAAACAUCAACGCACAAAUUGAAUAAAUAUCAUCCUUUUUACUUCACCGCCCCCAGUGUUUAAGUUGUACAUGCUGACAUGCUUGUUAGUUACUAAACAAUAAUUAUGUGACCAAGGGUCGAUUUCACAAAAAUUAAGGAUUAGUCCUUACUUAGGCUAGUCCGAAGUUCGGGUUACUCGUCCUAACUCGAGAUAAGACCAGUCAUGUGGAAUCCACCCAUGGAUAUUCAAACUGUACCCUGAUUGCCAGAUUGAUGUAUACCCUGGAAACCCACGCAGUCAAGACAGGGACUGGAAACUCAAUCCACGUAGUGCCCCCGGUGAGAUUUGAACCAUGGUCCUGAAGGGGAGGAAAAAAACAACCUCAACAAGUUUUUAUUUAUUUAUAUUAAGCUACAAUAUUAAAACACAGACUUAUUGAAACAGUAUAGCGCUCAUCUAAAACCAUGGGGCUGUGUGCUUUAAAAUAAAAUUUAGACAAAUUGAUUGAUGGUUAACAAAAUGCCUGAUGAAGCAGGGUAAAUUUAAACGAUCAAAUGGUUAAGACUAGUCCGAUAAAGUAUUAUUAGAAAUUGUUACUACACAAAGUAAGUGGUAUCACUAAACAGAAGAAUUGGUGGCCAGUUUGAAUGAAAAUGCUUGGCGGCCAGCUUUGAACGAAAUAAUAAAGUAAAAACAAAAGCCAUCAUCCUCCUUUUUUUUUUUUGAAAAACCUGGACAAUCGUAUUUUUCUUUACAUCGCAACUGAACAUGGAGCCAGGUUUUAAACUGAACGAAUUGUUGUAGAAACUUUCCCUCCGAAAACCCACACAAGAAUGGUAGCAUUUCCCUGGUCACAUAGCAAAUUAAAUUUAUUUUUAAAAUUAAAUUGACCGUUUUACACUUGCUUUGUCACAAUGGUAGCAUUUCCCUGGUCACAUAGCAAAUUAAAUUUAUUUUUAAAAUUAAAUUGACCGUUUUACACUUGCUUUGUCACAAUGGUAGCAUUUCCCUGGUCACAUAGCAAAUUAAAUUUAUUUUUAAAAUUAAAUUGACCGUUUUACACUUGCUUUGUCACAAUGGUAGCAUUUCCCUGGUCACAUAGCAAAUUAAAUUUAUUUUUAAAAUUAAAUUGACCGUUUUACACUUGCUUUGUCACAAUGGUAGCAUUUCCCUGGUCACAUAGCAAAUUAAAUUUAUUUUUAAAAUUAAAUUGACCGUUUUACACUUGCUUUGUCACAAUGGUAGCAUUUCCCUGGUCACAUAGCAAAUUAAAUUUAUUUUUAAAAUUAAAUUGACCGUUUUACACUUGCUUUGUCACAAUGGUAGCAUUUCCCUGGUCACAUAGCAAAUUAAAUUUAUUUUUAAAAUUAAAUUGACCGUUUUACACUUGCUUUGUCACAAUGGUAGCAUUUCCCUGGUCACAUAGCAAAUUAAAUUUAUUUUUAAAAUUAAAUUGACCGUUUUACACUUGCUUUGUCACAA